Oncorhynchus masou masou (cherry salmon) is the source of this 2721-nucleotide messenger RNA. Its product is annotated as rhombotin-1-like. Gene Ontology annotation, molecular function: transcription coactivator activity; DNA-binding transcription factor binding. NCBI's taxonomy places the organism in Eukaryota, Metazoa, Chordata, Actinopteri, Salmoniformes, Salmonidae. The transcript is spliced from 4 exons. The record is from RefSeq and is a predicted model, not a curated record. Gene Ontology annotation, biological process: positive regulation of transcription by RNA polymerase II. The coding region runs from base 480 to 947 and encodes 155 amino acids. Gene Ontology annotation, cellular component: nucleus.
UUACAGAGCAUUGGCACAACUAGAGAGGCAGAACGCCGAGGUCGACCGUAGAUUACUUUGAAACGCUUGAUCCGAUGCUUUUAAGUAUAAUGGAUCUAAGUGCUGUGGCAACACCAGAGCUAUUGAAAUACAACCUGACACUUUUGGUAGAUAUCGCGGGAGAAGUAGGAUUAUUGAUCCACUGACAUCUAUGGACUAUUUUGCCUAUUUUUCACAUGCCAUAAUAUACUUUUUACUUCUAGCCCAAUUUGCCAAAUUGAAAGGGUUAUAAUGGAUAUAAUCAUGCCGGGUCAGAUUUGAUAUCGUUGCAAGCGUUCAAUUCCUACGAGCGGAGCUGGAAGACUGAUACGAUCACCUUCAAGAGAAUCUAAGUCCAUUUGCGUCGACCAGCGAGAAUUUGCGUCCGAACGUCGAGGGGGACAUUGCGAGGUUGUCGCAGCCGUGUGAAGGUUUCUCGGAGUCGAAUCGCCGUCUGAACGAUGGUGUUUGACAAGGAGGAAAGUGUCUCCCUUGUGCCUCUCCAGUCCAAAGGGAAGCCGAGGGUCUGCGCCGGGUGCAACCGGAGGAUCAUGGACCGCUUUAUGCUCGAGGCUCUGGACAGGUACUGGCACGAGGACUGUCUGAAGUGUGCCUGCUGUGACUGUCGCCUGGGUGACGUGGGCUCCACCCUCUACACCAGAGCCAACCUCAUCCUCUGUCACAAGGACUACCUGAGGCUUUUUGGGAUGACGGGGAACUGUGCCGCUUGCAGUAAGGUGAUCCCGGCCUUUGAGAUGGUGAUGAGAGCCAGGGAGAAUGUCUACCACUUGGACUGCUUUGCCUGCCAGCUGUGCAGCCAGAGAUUUUGCGUGGGAGACAGGUUUUUCCUGAAGAACAACAUGAUACUGUGCCAGCUGGACUAUGAGGGGGGGCAUCAGAAUGGAAACUCUGCUGAUCAGGCUCUGUAGGCUCUACUGCUCUCUGCUGGUCAGGCUCUACUGCUCUCUGCUGGUCAGGCUCUCUGCAGGCUCUACUGCUCUCUGCUGGUCAGAGACUAGCUAACGCCAGUGGACACUACUCCCUACCGGUAUCCCCGGACAGUCCUCGUCUCAUCACAUCAGGGUUGUAUUCACUAGGAACCAAAUGGAAGAAGGACCUACACUACAUAGCCAAACGUAUGUGGACACCCCUUCAAAUGGGUGGAUUUGGCUAUUUCAGCCACACCCGUUUGCAGUAGAAUGGCCCGUAGAGCUCAGUGACUUUCAACAUGGCACGUCAUAGGAUGCCACAUUUACAACAAGUCAGUUUGUCAUAUUUCCGCCCUGAUAUGGCGUGUCUUGAAGAUUCUGUGCUUCCAAAUUUGUGGCAACAGUUUGGGGAAGGCCCUUUGCUGUUUCAGCAUGACAAUGCCCCCAUGCACAAAGCAAGAUCCAUAGAGAAAUGGUUUGUUGCGAUCGGUGUGGAAGAACUUGACUGGCCUACACAGAGCCCUGACAUCAACCCCUUCGAAUACCUUUGGGAUGAAUUGGAAUGCAGACUGCGAACCAGGCCUAAUCGCCCAACAUGCUCUUGUGGCUGAAUGGAAGCAAGGCCCUGCAGCAAUGUUCCAACAUUUAGUGGAAAGCCUUUCCAGAAGAAUGGAGGCUGUUAUAGCAGCAAAGGGGGUCCCCAACUACAUAUUAAUGCCCAUGAAGUUGGUAUGAGAUGUUUGACGAACAAAUGUUCACAAACCUUUGGCCAUGUAGUGUACUUGAACUUUUUCAAUAAGAAACUCUUGUUUAUGUUGCAAAAUGUUUUGCUACAGUGUGCUAAUGAAUACACCCCAACUGACAGUUGUGGACAGUGUAGGAUUAUGCGCCCAGGUCCUGAUGCUCAGCGACAACGGUGAUGCCACUUUGCCUUGACUUCUGCUAUGCUUACUGUCCUUGACGGUAGACUCACCACAGAGUUAUUAGCGAAUGAAGCGGCCUUGUGCAUGAUAUAUUGCUCUCAUUGACUGAAACGAGAACUAAUGAGCAUUGCCGUGCUCAUUUUUUUUUUUAAAGGUAAAAGAAGUUCAAAGCCAUAUGUUUUGGACUCUAUUAUUAAAGCUGCAUUAUGUUACGUGUUGGGCGACCUGACCAAAUUCACAUAGAAAUGGGAGUUAUAGAUCUGUCUUUGCAUUGAAAGCAAGUCUAAGAAGUGGUCGAGCUGUUUGAUGUGCACAAUUUUUUAUUUUUUUUUGCUUCCCAUUAAGUUUUUUUUUUUUGCAUCUUUUACGUUUGGUUUUGUACACCAGUUUCAAACAGUUGAAAAUACAAUAUUUUUGGUCAUGGAAAAUGUUUCCAGCGGUUUAGAUGGUACAAUGAUUUUGCUACAGUAUACUUGCUUGAUUUGUCGUUAACUUUUAGAAUUUUAUCAAUCAGGAAAUGGCGGAGCCAAUUCCGCAUAGUUCACCUUGAAUGGUUCUGCCAAAAUCAUGGCUAAGGAGAAAGGCACAGCACUCAUUUGUUUGUAAGGGGGCAAGCUGCCUCUGUUUACAAUAGGCAGGUCCACUGGUAUUGCUGCUAAUGAGUUCUGAUGUAUAGACCCUUUUUAAAAGGGUAAUAACUAACAUGCUCUAAUCUCUGAAGAUAUUUGUUUUUAAGUUACCUUUAUGAACAGCAGUAUGAUUUAUGUUUGCACAGCUUUUGACUUUCAAUAAAGACAUUUUAUUUGAGCACUCAUGUAUUCACCACUCACACUAGUUACUUAUAGCUGGAU